Messenger RNA from Seriola dumerili (greater amberjack), 4446 nucleotides. RefSeq names its product protein crumbs homolog 1-like. Gene Ontology annotation, molecular function: calcium ion binding. The record is from RefSeq and is a predicted model, not a curated record. NCBI's taxonomy places the organism in Eukaryota, Metazoa, Chordata, Actinopteri, Carangiformes, Carangidae. The transcript is spliced from 13 exons. The coding region runs from base 61 to 4446 and encodes 1461 amino acids.
AGAACCGGUGGACUGACAGCAUCAUUGUGCUCUGACUGGAGCAGCUGACUGAGCCUCAACAUGGAGUUUGGAAGAGUUUGGUCCAGAUAUCAGCGGACGGUGCUGAUCACCGUGAUGAUGUUCAAACUGGGUCUUUUGUGCACAGUGGCAGCAGACAGCUGUCUCUCAGCUCCCUGUAACAAUGGUGCCACAUGUCUGGACCACCUUGGCAAUUAUGUGUGCCUGUGCCCCAAAGGACCAGUGUGGUACAUGGGUAAGACCUGCGAUGAGCUGUAUGAUCCCUGUAUCAUGGCUCCUUGUACCAACUGUACCAGCAAACCUGGGACCGAUGAGUUCACCUGCCACUGCCCGAGCGGCUUCACGGGACUCAACUGCACCCAGGAUGUAGAUGAAUGUCAGAGCAACCCCUGCAAUGGCACCAAGUCCCUCUGUGUCAACAGGAUCAACAGAUAUUCCUGCCACUGUCCCAUCGGAUCAGGGGGGGACAACUGCCAGGACAAUGUGACCACUUGUUCAGAGGACACUUGCCAGAAUGGAGGCACCUGUAUGGACAUCCCUGACACUGGGCCCCAGUGCCAGUGUGCUGCCGGGUACCAGGGGCCCAACUGUGAGGAGAACAUAGAUGAGUGUGAGUCCGAGCCCUGUCAAAACGGAGCCAUCUGUAAAGACGGGGUCAACGCCUACCAGUGUUUCUGUGUGCCCGGGUUUCAAGGCUCCCACUGUGACCUGGACAUCAACGAGUGCGCCUCCCGGCCCUGUCAGAACAACGGCACGUGUGUGGAUGAGGUGGAUCACUACAGGUGUGACUGUGCUCCAGGCUUCAAAGGGAUUAACUGCGAGGUGGAGAUUGAUGAGUGUGAGGUGAAGCCCUGUCAGAACGGCGCCACCUGCCGAGACUACGUCGCCGCAUACAAGUGUGAGUGCGUGGUCGGCUUUCAGGGCCGAGACUGCGAGGUCAACAUCGACGAGUGUGCCAGCGCGCCCUGUCUCAAUGAGGGCAGGUGCAUAGACAGAGUCAACAGCUAUGACUGCGACUGUGAGGGGACAGGCUUUGUCGGCGACCACUGCGAGGAAGAUAUUCCUGAAUGUGCAUCUGACCCCUGCAAACAUGGAGCCACCUGCCUGGAGGGAAUCAACCAGUACAAGUGUCUUUGCUGGCCAGGUUACGAGGGAGAUAACUGCGAGGUGGAUGUAGACGAGUGUGAGCGCCUUCCCUGUGAGAACGGUGGCAAGUGUUUCGAGCGAUCAGAUGUCCUAAACUACGGGACACUUCAUGAACUCAACACAGCCAAUUUCACAUAUGAAGGAGCGGCUGGCUUCAUCUGCCACUGUCUGCCCGGGUUCACUGGAGACAACUGCUCAGUCAACGUGGAUGAGUGUGAGGUUGCUCCGUGUCAACAUGGAGGAAGCUGCCAGGAUCUGAUCAACUCUUAUCAGUGUGUGUGUCCGAGUGGCUUCACAGGCGUCCACUGUGAGGUGGACAUUAACGAGUGCGACAGCCAUCCCUGCCAGAACGGCGCCUCGUGUGAAGAUGCCGCCAACGCCUAUAGGUGUCACUGCCCGCCACCAGAGCCCGACCAGGAGCCGUGGGGUGGGCGAGACUGUGACGUCCGCCUGGUUGGCUGCCAGCAGCACCAGUGCCAGCACGAAGCAGGUUGUGUCCCCAUGUUGACGGACGAUGGGGAGCAGAGCUACGCCUGCCUGUGUCCGCCUGGCUGGAGCGGAGAACGCUGCAACACCUCCACAACCUUCUCCUUUAACUCAGAGGGCUACAUCCACAUGCAGCUGCCUGUUUCCAAAAACAGGACGAGGAGAGAGGCUGAUGACCACGGGCUCCACAUGCAGCUCCGCUUCAAGAGCACUCUGCCUGACAUGGUGCUGUACUACCGGGGAACUGUGGAGCAGUUCGUCUCCCUGGAGCUCGUCAGUGGCUCCCUCCAGGCCUGGGUGAAGGCGGGGAAGGUUCUGCAUGUUGUUUACCCCGGACCAGUCAAUGACGGAGAAUGGCACCAGGUCUCUGUGACCAUGGACGAGAGGCUGGUUCUGUCUAUAAAAGGACCCGGCUGUGAGGAAGGGUGUCGAGUGAAGAACGAGGGCCACAACCAUCUGAUCUUCCUCCAGCCCAGCUCCUUUCAGCAGCUGUAUGUGGGAGGGGCUCCGCAAGAGUAUUUAGCCCAUACAACCAGUGGGAGGGGCUUUGUCGGCUGUAUGGAAGACCUUUAUGUUGACCAUAAGCUGCUUCUGCCCCAAGACCUCAUCAGAGAGGAGAACCACGGCCUGGAACUGGGAUGCACCAAAACAGACUGGUGUCAGGAGGACCCCUGUCUUCAGCGAGGGCAGUGUGUGGACAUGUGGGUUCGUGCCAGCUGUCAGUGUCAGCGGCCCUUCUAUGGAGAGAGCUGUGAGAGAGAGUACCCAUCCUGGACCUUCGGCCAUGAGAACACCAGCAGCUACUCUGCCUACAACAUCUUGGAAAGCCAUGGAAACAACUUCAGCAUUUCCUUUUUGAUGCGCUCCCUCAAACACAACGGUCUGCUUCUGCAGCUCAGUCGAGACGGGGACCCCUAUCUGACCAUCUACCUGAAGGAAGGCACCGUGGCAAUCUACAGCCCUCACACCACACUGCUGUCGGAGGCCACAUUCGUCACUGAUGGCAACAAUAAUCUGGUGACUGUUAAGGUGCACAAUGGCCAUGUGGUCUUCCCCAAAGCAGGGAACCACCGUGCCUUAGGGAACGUGAGUGUCGAGGCAGGGGAUGUGGCGUAUGUUGGAGCGCUCCCUGUGGGAAACAGCAUGAACGCCUGGGGUGGAAACUUCAAGGGCUGCCUGCAGGACGUCCGGCUGGACCACAAGCAUUUGACCAUGGAGGAUUAUCCAGAGACAGUGGAGGUUUACCAGGCAAGCACAGAGGAGAACGUGCUGCCAGGAUGUCACAGUGAUGACACCUGCAAGGAUGAGCCCUGUUUCAAUGGUGGACAGUGUCAGGUCACCUGGAAUGACUUCAAGUGUGACUGCUCCAUUAACUACUCAGGCCGACUGUGUGAGACACGCCUGUGGUGCGUCGACAACCCAUGUUUUGAUGGCGUGCGCUGUGUGGACCUGCAGGACGGUUAUGAAUGUCUAACAGAAGCCAUUUUCCAGGACAACUCUCUGCAGUAUUUUGCCAACAGCUCCCUGCUGAGCCCGGUGACCAGAAUCACCAUGGACAUACGGACACGGGACGAGAACGGGAUCCUGCUGCGGGCCGCCGGCAGAGCUGAGGUCUUCUGCCUGGGUCUUCUCAACUCCUCCCUGCUGGUCAAACUGGACAGCGGGGUGAGCUCAGAGCUGCUGGCCUUCACAAGUGACAGGACAGUUGCAGACGGGGUGUGGCACCACGUCCAGCUGACUAUGGUUGACCCCGCACAGUCAGUGUCCCGCUGGCGCCUCACUGUGGAUGGCCAGAGAGUGGGUGGCAGCUUUGGCGUUGGUGGCAACCUCAACUUCCUGAAUGAUACUAAAAUCUGGCUGGCUGAGAAAUACACUGGGUGUUUAGGGGAGGUCAGAGUGGGUGGAGUCUACCUGCCGCUCAUUAGAGUACCAGAGGCCCCUCAGGUGAGCUGGUUCUCCAGACUGGGUGGACAUGAGCCAAUCAUAGGAUGUCAAGGUGCACCGAUCUGUGACUCCCAGCCCUGCCUCAACCAGGGUGAAUGUCUGGACCAGUUUUAUGAGUUCAACUGCAGCUGCAGCUCCGGAUGGGAGGGGGAGCUGUGUGAGACGGAGAUAAACGAGUGCUCCUCAGGUCCCUGUGUCUAUGGGACCUGUAAAGACCUAUUGGCAGACUACCAAUGUGACUGUGAGCCUGGAUACACAGGGAAGGACUGUCAGGAGGAGCUGGACAACUGUCUCGAGUUCAGCUGUGUGAACGGAGGAAGCUGCGUGGAGAUGGUGGGAACUCACACGUGCUUAUGUCCUCCUGGAUAUGUCGGCAAGCGCUGCCAGUGGCGUUUCCCUCCAGUGGCAUGUGAUGCAAAGACAGAGUGUCUUAAUGGAGGGAUUUGUAUAGGAGGCAACUCUGGAGGAAACUGCACCUGCAAGCCUGGAUACACCGGUGCCAGGUGCGAGACAGAAAUAGACGAGUGUGAGUCCAGCCCUUGUCUCAACGGUGCCACCUGUCUGGACAGACUCAACCACUUCCUGUGUGUGUGUGUGCCGGGCUUCAGCGGCGCAUUGUGUGAGAGCAACAAAGAGGAGCAUAAGGAGCGGGUUCCCUGGCUUGCGGUGACCAUCCCUCUGACCACGCUCUGUGUGUUACUGGCCAUCCUGGUGGUGUUCUUCCUCAUCAUGACAGCGCGGAAGAAGCGUCAGUCGGAGGGCACGUACAGUCCCAGCUCACAGGAGGUCGCUGGUGCCAGGCUGGAGAUGGGCAGUGUCCUAAAAGUUCCCCCAGAGGAGAGGCUGAUCUGA